Molecule: messenger RNA, 3171 nt
Organism: Phlebotomus papatasi
Lineage: Eukaryota; Metazoa; Arthropoda; Insecta; Diptera; Psychodidae
Exons: 4
Coding region: 1-3171 (1056 amino acids)
Biological process (GO): DNA integration
Molecular function (GO): nucleic acid binding
Source: RefSeq, a predicted model, not a curated record
AUGUCGCUGGCUGAAGUUCCACUGACUCCAACGGUGCUCGGCAGGACCAAUAAAAGUGGCCAUUUUGCUGCUAAAUGCCGAACACGGAACAAUCGGAAGCGACCAAACACUGAUGAUGCACAUGUGAAGCCUAAGACCGAGAAAAUACGAUGUAUUCGAGAGGAUGAUGAUGAUGAUGCUACAUCAUCUUCAAACUUCAUCUUCAACAUUGGUGAUGGAGAUGAUCUUAUUUGGUGUAAGAUUGGAGGCAUCCUUACUGAGAUGCUUAUUGACUCAGGUUCAGCUCACAAUAUAAUUGAUGAACACUCUUGGGAAUACCUCAAAAAGAGUGGGAUAAAAGUUCGGAACAUGAACAAGACAGUUCACCGAGAGCUCCGUGCUUAUGCACAAACUAAACCUUUGGAGAUCAUUGGCUCUUUUGAGGCUGAUAUUCUUAUUGCGGAUGUGGAUAAGGAUCUGGUGGCUCAAGCAAAAUUUUAUGUCAUCAGAGGAGGCACUCAGCCACUUCUAGGAAAAAUCACGGCUAAAUUACUCGGGGUGCUAGUUCUAGGACUGCCUAGCACCAGACAAAAUCAAGUCAAUCAACUGGAGGACAAUCCUUCAGCAUGCCAGACGCCCCCCAUCGCUCUCCUCAGCAAAGUUGAGGAAAAGCUCGAUGAAUUACUGAAGGCAGAUAUUAUUGACCCGGUGAGAGGACACAGUGAUUGGGUGUCUCCGAUUGUCGUUAUUGCCAAAGACAACGGUGAUAUAAGACUAUGUGUUGAUAUGCGACAAGUCAACAAGGCGGUAAAAAGGGAGAACCAUUUGAUGCCAAUGUUUGAAGACUUUUUGCCCAGGUUGAGAUCAGCUAAAAUAUUCUCACGCCUUGAUGUGAAGAAUGCGUUCCAUCAGAUUGAACUUGAUCCCUCAUGUCGGCAUAUAACGACAUUCAUCACUCAUAAAGGAAUGUAUAGAUAUAAAAGAUUGAUGUUCGGCAUCUCUUGCGCUCCAGAAAUUUUCCAAAAGACUAUGGAGCAGAUAUUAUCAAAAUGUGUGAAUGCUCUCAAUUACAUUGAUGACAUUGUAGUGUUUGGGGCCACGAUUGAGGAACAUGAUGAUGCUCUACGAGGUGUCAUUAAAGCAUUCAAGGAAUAUGAUGUCUUACUCAACCAAGGAAAGUGUCACUUCAGAGUCAAACAACUUGAAUUUUUGGGACAUAUGAUUUCUGAGAAAGGAAUUAGGCCAACGGAGAGUAAGAUAGAAGCUGUUCAAAAAUUCCGCGCUCCGCAAUCAAAAGAAGAAGUUCGCAGUUUCUUGGGGUUAGUAACAUACGUUAGUCGAUUCUUGCCAGACUGCGCUACAAUUACUUUCCCUCUUCGGGAAUUGUGUUGUAGCAAGGAGGUUUUCAAAUGGGAAAAGAAUCACGAAGAGGCCUUCAAGACUUUAAAAGCUAUGAUUGCGGACUCUCAAACACUGAGUUAUUUCAAUAAUAAUCGCGUAACCCAAGUCGUAGCUGAUGCUUCGCCAGUAGCAUUAGGGGCUGUUCUGGUUCAGUUUGAAGGUGAAGAUAGGGAGCAUCCUUAUGUAAUCAGUUACGCCAGUAAGAGUUUGUCGGAGACUGAGCGCCGUUAUUGCCAAACGGAAAAGGAAGCUCUGGCACUCGUAUGGGCAGUAGAGAGGUUCAGUGUCUAUCCUAUCGGACGUGUUUUUGAAUUAGUGACUGAUCAUAAGCCACUGGAGGUGAUUUUCAAGCCUUCUGCGAAACCAUGUGCAAGAAUCGAAAGAUGGCUUUUAAGGCUGCAGUCGUUCACUUACAAAGUUGUUUAUAAAAAGGGAUCUCUGAAUGUGGCAGAUUCUCUCUCCAGAUUGCCAGAGGUAGAAGUGGCAAAAGAUUUUGAUAAGGACAGUGAGAUUUUUGUAAGGGCAGUUAUGGAGUCAGCAGCAGUCGAUGUUUCCGAAAUUGAAGAGUGUUCGAAGAAUGAUAAGGAGCUCAAAAUUGUUCGAGAGUGCUUGGAAUCAGGCAAUUGGAAUCGUCCAGAGGUCAAGAAAUAUCAGCCUUUUGUGAUGGAACUUGGUCAAGUUGGAGAUAUUGUUGUCAGAGGCAAUAAGUUCGUGGUGCCAUUUGAUUUGAGGCAGAGGAUGCUGGAACUUGCUCAUGAAGGACAUCCCGGGGAAACAACCAUGAAGCGGAGAUUGAGAGAUCGCGUAUGGUGGCCAGGAAUGGAUUCGGAAGCAGUCAAGGUGGUACAAAGUUGCGAAGGUUGCCGUCUAGUGGCAGGACCCUCCAAACCGGAACCGAUGUUGAGGAAGACUUUACCAGAGGGACCAUGGAUCGACAUUGCAAUAGACUUCAUGGGACCACUGCCUAGUGGAGAGUAUCUGCUUGUGAUAGUCGAUUAUUACAGCAGAUACAAGGAGGUGGAAGUCAUGACUAAGAUUUCUGCAAGAGAUACAAUCAAUCGCCUAGACAAGAUCUUCAUUCGACUCGGAUAUCCCAGAACUAUCACAUUGGACAAUGCGAAACAAUUUGUGAGUGGAGAACUGGAUGAGUAUAGCAAACAGAAGGGCAUUGUACUGAAUCAUACAAUUCCAUAUUGGCCGCAACAGAACGGUGAGGUUGAACGCCAGAACCGGUCCUUGUUGAAGAGAAUUAAGAUAAGUCAUGCACUAAAUCGUGACUGGAAGCAAGACUUGAAGGAUUACCUUCUUAUGUAUUAUACAACUCCGCAUUCAACCACUGGAAAGACGCCUACAGAGUUAUGCUAUGGAAGGACAAUAAGAGGGAAGAUUCCAGCCCUUGGAGACAUUGCCACUGCCCCACCGAGUUCAGAAUUCAGAGAUCGUGAUCGCAGACUGAAAGAGAAAGGAAAGGAGAGAGAAGAUGAACGACGCGGUGCUAAGUCUUCAUCUGUUAUAGAAAAGGGAGAUUCCGUGUUGCUUAAGAAUUUACCAGGAAAUAAACUUGAAACUAAUUUCGGGCGUACAGAGUAUGAGGUCAUCGAGAAAUCUGGACCAGCAGUCACGGUGGUAGACAAAGAUUCUGGGAAGAUAUAUGAACGUAACAGCGCUCAUGUGAGGAAAGUAUUAAAGCUAGAAAGCAUUCAUCAGGAUGGAGACAAUGCAGAGGAAACAGUGCGGCGAUCUCUAAGGCAGCGAAAGGUACCAAGGAAGCUUGAGGGAUUCAAUACUUAA